This is a messenger RNA of Blumeria graminis f. sp. triticale, 1947 nucleotides long. NCBI's taxonomy places the organism in Eukaryota, Fungi, Ascomycota, Leotiomycetes, Helotiales, Erysiphaceae. The record is from the annotation of a GenBank genome assembly.
AUGGAUAUCCCUGAACAAGUUUCCGUAAAAUAUGAGUCUCCCUAUCAACCGGACUCUAACUAUUAUGACAUUUCACAACAACUCGAACUGAAACGUAGAUACUCGGAUCAGACGCAAGACUUGGCAAGUAAGCGGCAGAGGGUUGAUACGCCAGCUUCGCCCGUUGGCUCGAUAGAAUUAGCAGCUUUCCUCGCACAGGCAACUGCCUGUGCAACACAGCAGCUCUUGUCGCCUUCAACUGAGCAACAGAAAUACUCGCUGGCCUUUCAGACAGAAGACGAUUGUGGCCACUCAGAAAUCAUCCACCAGCCGUAUGAAACCGAUUUCACGUCAGACCCUCAGCUCUACAUGCAGAUACUUAGUUUGCCAAUUUUAGAGAGUUUGUCAGUCCAGAUCCUUUCAAUUCUAGCGCGCGGGCCUUAUCAUGAAACUAUCAAAAUAGUAACAACGCCUGAAUCCGAACUUGGAAAAACCUAUGCAUUAUUGAAAUCCCUCUUCGAUCAGACCAAAAAGAUAUACUCUCCCCACUCAUCAUUCCUUUCAGUUAGUGCCCUUAAUGUGGUAGGAGCUGAGCACAGAGCAACAAUAAGAAGAGCCAAUCUUGCUACCUUUAUUUCAAGUGUCUUUUGCGGAUACGAUGUUGGAUUCUUGGAGCUUAAUGAUCACUUUAUCGAUACUUUUACGGCAGAGAGCUCUCCACUUGAAAAAGAACCAGGGAUGCUUUUCCUGAACUUAAAAACGCAAAUGUACCUUUCUGCUGUGUCACAAGAGGAGCAGGAAAGAACACGAGAAGAUAUCCUAGAGGAUUUCUUUCCCAAUGACCUGGACGAGCUAUUGCGGAGUCGACACUCUAAUCAUUCUCUUUCAGAAAGUGAGGAAAACUUUUUAGAGUCUUAUGUGGCUCGACGUGAGCUCCUGGCAAAUGCUCCAGUCGAUUUGGAUUCAAUCCAGUCUCUAUCUGAGACAUUUUCCUGGGAAGAUUUCCUAAAACAAAUUGCAAUCUAUUUAGAGAAAGAAUCGCUACUUGGGCCUUUCAUGGAACGUCAUUCCCUGCUAGUUCCAAUAGCAGCACCAAAGGAAGACAACAAUUUGCAUCAAUCUCUUACACAAAUUGAGGAUGAUAUCGUUGCACAAGCUGAGCUAGCUGCCAAACAAACACUUGAGAGUUUGGGACUUGGUAUUUCACAAAAAUUACACUAUGGGAGCCCAAAAGAAUAUCAAUAUCAUGACCAAAACGAGACGUUUCAGCCCGACUAUAGUAGUAUUAGCCUUCCAAAGGAACAGACUGCUCCAACUCAGGUACUGUACGAGCGUGCCCGACAAGCAGCCGUCGCUAGAGCUAGUCCAAGUAGCACCCGCCGGCCAGGACUUCCCAGUCAGAGAAGACCUUGGAGUGGUGAGGAGGAGAGAGCCUUGAUGGCUGGUCUGGAUCAAGUCAAAGGACCACAUUGGAGUCAAAUUUUGGCUCUCUACGGCUCCAGAGGGACUAUCAACGAAGUGCUAAAAGACCGAAAUCAAGUUCAACUUAAAGAUAAGGCUCGGAACCUUAAAUUAUUCUUCCUUAAAAGUGGCAUUGAGGUGCCCUACUACUUGAAAACUGUGACGGGUGAGCUGAAAACACGCGCCCCAACCCAAGCUGCAAAGCGCGAAGCUGAAGAGCGCGCUCGGCUAGCUAGCGCGGAGGAGCAGAUUCGUAUGAACGGCAUAAUGGCCCUGACAGAAGCACUGGACGAGAGAGAAUCGGUGCAGCCGCGAUUCAGAUCAAGAGAAAAUUCAUGUUGCAGCCAGGAGUCUGUAAGAUUAGGUGUGAUCGGAUUUGACGGCAUCAUGGGCUCAACAAAAAUGUUGCAAGACGAAUCUCGACAAACCUUUGCGUCGACAGAUGACCCUAUGACAACAGAAAUUAAUCAACAUAUAUCUAGCACAGACGGCGUGGAAUUUAAGUGA